AUGGCUGAAGCCCGCUCAGCCGCUGCGUUGAGUUUUCAGAUAACCCACGAUGGCGUAUCUGUCAGCUACGAUCAAGAGCUUCUCCGUGAAGUCUGGCAUGCAUUCUCGCGACAAUACAAGCGCCGCAUCGGACAGUUUAAGAAUAACUUUUUGGCCGGCACCUUCCCAGCAAACGGCUUCACCUUCGCCGGUGUCGUCGCCGCAAUUUCUAUAUUCUCCGUUUUCCGACGGGAUUUGAGCUUCGGAAUCGUGCCCUUCAUCCAGACCUACAUUAUCCACUAUAUUUUUGGCGACGGCUUGAUCGGACUCUCGCUCUCUGUCCUCUUAUCAGCGGCCAUCGUCUGGUUCCUGUUGAUUCAGAUUUUCCGGCUGUCCUUGAAGGCUCUUCUGUCGUACAAAGGAUGGAUGUACGAAAGCGUCGGGAAGCCAGUCUCUUCGGCGACGAAGAUUUGGCUUACGGUCCUUCACUUCAUCUCCAAGGCUUCCCCAAUGCUUCACUCUUUCCAAGGAGCUCUUCCGCAUCUGCCGCUUCCCUCCCUCGAUGAAACUGUCAAUAAGCAUCUGCGCUCGAUGAAGCCGAUUUUGAAUGAUGACGAAUAUGCGGAGCUGGAGUUCUUGUCCGAGAGAUUCCGUCGUGGUGUUGGGCGCCGUCUGCAGCGUUAUUUGACCUUCAAGAGUUGGCUGUCUUCGAAUUACGUUACCGACUGGUGGGAGGAGUUCGUCUACCUCCGCCAACGUAGCCCCAUCAUGAUCAACAGCAACUAUUACGCUUUGGACACGCUGAACGAGCACCCUACCAAAAACCAGGCCGCCCGCGCCGCUAACAUGACCUGGGCUGCUCUCCAGUUCCGUCGUCUCGUUGACCGCCAGGAAGUGUCGCCGUUCUCCAUCUCCCCUAAGAGCAAGGUGCCGUUUUGCACCAUGCAGUACCAGCGGCUGUUCAACGCCUGCCGCGUGCCCGGCGUCGAGGUGGACCGCUUCUUGGUUUGCGACGAUGCGAAGCAUGUGGCCGUCUACCACAAGGGAUGCUGGUUCAAGGUGACCGUGCACAAUGGAAAGCGACUGCUGGAAGCUUGUGAGCUUCAAUACCAGUUCGAUCAAAUCGUCAACGGCGAGUACGAGCCGUCCGCUGGAGAGGCUCACCUUGCCGCGCUUACCGCUGGCGAUCGCACCCACUGGGCAAAAUCGCGAAAGGCUUUCCUCGGUUCCGGAAUCAACAAGACUUCCCUGCACGCUAUUGAACGAUCAGCUUUCACAGUAAUUCUGGAUGAUGAGGAGCAGGAUUGGGACCCGAACGAUUCUUCUCGUCUUGACGCCUGGGCCGGAAAUUUGCUUCAUGGAAAAGCCUACGAUCGGUGGUUCGACAAAUCGUUCAACCUCAUCUUCUCGAAGAACGGCCACUUUGGCAUCAACACCGAACACAGCUGGGGUGACGCCGCCGUGACUGCCCAUUUCUGCGAAUACAUUCUGAUCAAAGACGUCGUCGAAGAAGGAUAUGAUCAGAACGGAAAUGCGAAGGGCGUGCCACAGGUGAAAAUCGAACCCGAAAGGCUGCGCUGGGACAUUUGUGAAGAAGGAGUUGCCGCCAUUGAGCAGUCCCUAUCGGUAGCCAACGCCCUCAUUGAUGACACCGAAAUGGCGCUGCUCGUCUGGACCGACUUCGGCAAAGGGCUCAUCAAGAAGCUGCGGGUCUCCCCGGACGCGUUCAUCCAGAUGACGUUGCAACUCACUUACUUCAGGAACCAAGGCAAAUUCUCGCUAACCUACGAGGCAUCGAUGACAAGACUCUACCGCGAGGGCCGCACCGAAACGGUCCGGUCGUGCUCGAUUGAAAGUACCGAAUUCGUGCGGGCCAUGUGCGAUCCCAACCAGACGCGCGAAGAACGCCUACGUCUUCUCCGCGUGGCCGCCGAGAUGCACCAGCAACUGUACCGCGAUGCGAUGUGUGGAAAGGGGGUCGAUCGCCAUCUCUUUGCUCUCUACGUCAUCAAGCGCUACUUAGAGGAGGAGUCCCCGUUCUUCGACAAGAUCUUCCCUCCUACGUAUCUGCUCUCCACCUCGCAAACGCCGCUCAACCAAUGCGAUGAAGAAAUGAAGGGCAUGAGCGCUGAGCAACGGCUUCGUCUCGUCACGGCAGGAGGCGGCUUCGGCCCUGUUGCCGAUGCCGGAUAUGGUGUCUCGUACAUCAUCGCCGGCGAGGACACGAUCUCCUUCCACAUUUCAAGCCGGAAAAGCGCUUCGAAUACGAGUGGUGCCGCCUUCCGCGAGGAAUUGAAGCGAUCACUGCGCGACAUGCGGGCACUAUUCCUUGACACCAAAAAAGUCGAC
This is a messenger RNA of Mesorhabditis spiculigera, 2328 nucleotides long. The record is from the annotation of a GenBank genome assembly. Lineage: Eukaryota; Metazoa; Nematoda; Chromadorea; Rhabditida; Rhabditidae.